Molecule: messenger RNA, 3158 nt
Organism: Physcomitrium patens
Lineage: Eukaryota; Viridiplantae; Streptophyta; Bryopsida; Funariales; Funariaceae
Source: RefSeq, a predicted model, not a curated record
AUGAAAUGGGUGUUGUGUUACAGACUACCAUUGACCUUCUCAACCAGGUUUAGAUGUCUUUUGUUGACACGCUUAUAUCUGUUGAUAAUUGUUCUACAAUGUCAUGGUCAGACUUGCUGGAGGAAUGUUUCUUUACUGAUACAGAUAUGGUGACUAUUCAAACCUACCGUGGUUGAAUGUUGACGGCAUACUAUUCAAAUGACGUACGGCAUACAACCUCUUGAUGUCUGUUCCAAUUGGUGCCUGAAUCAUUUGAUGGAGUAGAACUAUGAUCACACAGAACUAAUUGCGCACGGGCUUUGCACGGCCGUACACAGUACCUCGAUGCUAACACAACAUUAAAUUACAUUUCGUCAUUCAAGUCGAAUGCUAGAAUUUUCAAUCUUGUGUGGAAUCUGCACACCUUAGAGAGUUCUCUUGUCGUGCUUUCAGUCUUCUAUGGGGGCUGCUUUUCCUGGCUUGAACCUUCACAGUGACGUUUUCACACACCGGAGAACUUCUGAACGAUGACCAUUGAACCAGAAUCAGCGUGAAGUAGUUAAUCAUGGGCAUGAUUAACGAGUUCUAUCCUUGAAGGAUGGCUGCAAUAUGUGAGCUUGUUUAACCUGACAUUUCGAAGUGAACUCGGAUACUCCAGAAGUUCAACAAUGUGCUUGAAUCAAGUUUUGUGAACCAUUUCCUCUACGCCCUUUGGCAGCUCCUUGCAAAGUAACUGGUGCAAACGCUCAACAUAAAUGCUGUUUGUACUUUCAAACAGAUUGACGUAUUCUUUCGUCAUUUGAAUAGUAUGCCGUACGCUGUCUGGCACACCGGCAUUCGUCAUUUCUCGCAGGUCGAAUUUUACUCAAACGUCAAGAGCAAUCCUUGUUCACACCUCUAAGUUUAUGGAAUAUCGGUGGUUCUUGUACUUGAAGAGAUUACGUCGUGAGGAUCGAGGCGGGGUUUGCUAUGCAGUAUAGUUCAGCGCACAUGAUUUAUCCAGUGUCAGUUGUAGAGAUAUACUGGUUCUCGUCCAGUAUCAUUCGGACGGUGUUCAUUCACUACAUUGUAUUCUGCAGUCCGAGAGUUCUUCCGCUGCAAUUGUGGGGAGGUUGUAUUAAAUUUGGAACAGUGAGGCGAUCACUUUGAUUUUAGGUUUUGGUGCAGCGAUUGGGAUGGAGAGGAGAAGAACCGGUUUGGGGGAGAGGAUGGCUUAAUAGUGAUUGAAUUGAGACUGUAGGUGUUGGGGGUGAGAGGGCGAUGCGAAGAGGAGCUAUGGCGGAGGGCGGCAAUGAUGGUGAUCGCAAUUGGUCCAUGUGGUUACGCUUGCUAUCUCAUUCCGUGCGAGACACUGCUGGGUCUACGUCUGCUGAUGACACGACUGUUCUUCGAGCUGUCAAAAACUUGCAUCGACUAUGUGCCAAGGGAGAACAAAACGAUGAUUUAGUUGGCAGGGUGUACCCACAUCUUGUAAAGAUCUUUAAUCGGUGCUCCGCGUCAUUGUUGUCUCAGAAAGCAAGCACUGGUUUACUUCUUCUGGCUAUCUUGCAGUUUUUCUUGGACUUUGGCGAGAUUGUGUUACACGAUUCCGAUCCAAGUUUGCGCACCUUCUUUCGCUCUUGUCUGAGUAGGCAAUAUGCUGAUGCUACUGUGGCUGCUGCCACCUUGAAGUUUCUGAAUCAAAAUAAAGCAAAAUUGGUGGUUGCACACCCUGCUUUACUUCCACAGUACUAUCCUCUCCUCCUGAAACUGGUGGCUUGGGGAAGCAGCAAGCUGGAUCAAGCGUUUACGGAUCUUUUGCCAGCUUUAACUGGACCCUCCUCCUUUCUACCUUUGUUUCCCGCGCUACUUGACCUCCCCACUUUGGUAUUAGCAUUGGAGAAUAUACAGUCCAGUUCCGGAGCUGCACCAGGGACUUCUAGUGGCAGUAAAAAAAGCCCUGCACCCGAGGUUUUGCUUGCGUUGAUGGACGAAGCAUAUACGGGAUCUGUAAUAGCUGACAGUCAAGGCGAUGAUGGGGCUGGUGCCAAGGACGAACCCGAAGCAUUUUUUGCAGACCUGCUCAAAGAUGAGAAUGAGGGCCUAGCGGAACGUCAUUGGUCAUUUCCAGGGAUGGCAGCCGCACUACAAUCAUUGGUAGGGUCGAGCCCUUCAGAACGGCUGCAGCAUGCUAUGACAUUGGCACCCAUAUUACUUCAUAUUUACUUCACCAUAGCAUUACGAGAUGUAAAUGACUUGUGGAUUGUAGAGAUGUUGUUAAUGCCAAUUUAUCGGUUUGAAAUCUGGAUGUGUCUCGUCCAGGCACAAAAAUUGCUGCUUGAGUUUGUGCUAGCCGCAUUUCAGCAAUCUCCUCACUUAGUAGCCGUCUUGAAGAAACCGAUAAUGGAUAGAGUUGGGCAACUACAUACCAGUACAGCAAAGACAGAGCUCGCACUUCAAUUAUGUUGGGCAAUAGGUGAGCAUAGUGGAGGCGACUUUGGUUACAAGGCUGCUGCCCGUGAGCUUUUUGAGACCCUUGAGCUACUUCUUUAUGAGAAUCUUCCUUCAAGCCGCAUGAAGGGGACCGACAAACGAAACGAUGAUGCCUUCAGGGAAUCGGCUAUUUCCCAAUCCCGCUUGUUGUGCUCCGUGGUCACAGCCAUUGCUAAAUUGGCAACAUGUCAUAGAGAACUUUCUCCAAGACCUCGUGUUUGUCUUUCUAAGGUUGCUCGGUCUCAGCAAGUAUUGGACAUAUCUAUUUGGAGAAGCGCACACGAGUUCUUGGGGCUCAUGCAUAAGCCAGCAAUGUGCUCCUCUAUACUGGGACCACCCUCUGGCUAUCCUAAUCGCCCUGGUAGCGUGCAAUGGAGUGAAGGUGGCACCAAGGCGGUCGCUUCCAUACCCUUCUACGCGCUUGGGGAGAAAGCAGGUCCUCCAUUCCAUGAUUUCUCGCUUCAGGACGUCAUUGGUAAAUCGGAAGCAAGAUCGAAGUUUUGACGGCAAUGUGUAAUAUUAACCUAAGGAAGAGUAAUACCAGGAAGUGAAUUUUAAAGCUGCCUAAUAGUAUAUAGAAUGGGUUACUAGUUGAUAAAGAACAUAUUGUUACAAAUGAGAUGUUUCACUUUCCCAGAUAAGAUGCACUUGUAAACCCUUCACCCUGAAUACCCGACUGAAAUGCGUAUUCCUUCCUUCUAGCUAAA